AUGAAUGAACCGAGACGGCUUACUUCCUGUUUGUCUUUGUCCCGUGGAGACGCCACGGAUCAGCUGGAGCAGAAGGUGAUCGAGUUCUUCGUCAACGCCAAGAAGAACAAGCCCGAGUGGAGAGAGGAGCAGAUGGAGGUCAUCAAGAAGGAUUAUUACAAAGCUUUGGAAGACGCAGACGAGAAAGUCCAGCUGGCCAAUCAGAUCUAUGAUCUGGUGAGUAAAGGAAGGGAGAUACAUACACACACACACCAGGCCACCACACAGAUGAAGGAGGGACGCAGGACGUCCAGUCUGAAGGCGAGCUACGAAGCCAUCAAGAACAACGACUUCCAGCUGGGCCGAGAGUUCUCUCUGACCCGGGACAACCCGGGCUACACCUCCUCCGCCCUGGCCAACACCCUCACCCAGACCCUCACCCCCCCCACAGCCGCCGCCGCCUCCGACUCCCGGGGACGCAAGUCCAAAAGCAGCAUCAAGUCUUCCAACCACCAGUCGUCUUCAUCGUCCUCCUCCUCCUCUCUGUCCUCCUGCUCUUCAUCGUCCGCCCUGGCCCAGGAACUUUCCCAGCAUGCAUCAGCGCUGCCCGAGGCCGAGGCCAACAGCCAGGUGGACUGGACCUACGACCCCAACGAGCCCCGAUACUGCAUCUGUAACCAGGUUUCUUACGGAGAGAUGGUCGGGUGUGACAACACAGAUUGUCCCAUCGAGUGGUUCCACUACGGCUGUGUGGGUCUGACCGAGGCCCCCAAGGGGAAGUGGUUCUGUCCUCAGUGCACAGCGGCCAUGAAGAGACGGGGCAGCCGCCACAAAUAGGCUGCAGAGGUCAGAGGUCACCAGGCUGUUCACACACAUCAGCUUUAAAUUCAGACUCCAUGUUUUUCACUGAAUAUCGGCCAUAAGUGUAGUUUUUUUAUGUUAUAAGCCCAGAAACUACAAAUGUUCUCCAUGUUUGUUUUGUCAUAAAGAAAAUGUCCAAAACUCUGAUUUCACAUUAAAGUCAAAAUGUUCAA
This is a messenger RNA of Etheostoma cragini (Arkansas darter), 1013 nucleotides long. RefSeq names its product inhibitor of growth family, member 3 (gene ing3). The transcript is spliced from 8 exons. The record is from RefSeq and is a predicted model, not a curated record. The coding region runs from base 1 to 816 and encodes 271 amino acids. Gene Ontology annotation, cellular component: NuA4 histone acetyltransferase complex. Gene Ontology annotation, biological process: regulation of DNA-templated transcription. Lineage: Eukaryota; Metazoa; Chordata; Actinopteri; Perciformes; Percidae.